Molecule: messenger RNA, 1144 nt
Organism: Tupaia belangeri chinensis (Chinese tree shrew)
Lineage: Eukaryota; Metazoa; Chordata; Mammalia; Scandentia; Tupaiidae
Gene: SLC25A30
Product: solute carrier family 25 member 30
Exons: 11
Coding region: 185-1060 (291 amino acids)
Biological process (GO): transmembrane transport
Source: RefSeq, a predicted model, not a curated record
UUCCACCUCCGCCCGGGUCACCAGCUCUUGCUGCAGAAGUGCUUGAGCCGGAGCGGGUGCAGGCAGUCGCUGUCGGGUUUGUGCCAUUUUUCUGCUCCAUUGCUCCUGAGAAAUGUGAUGCUUCCCGGAGAAACCCUGUUGAAGACGAUGUUCCUGUGACUCCGAGGAAAAGGGACGUGUGAACAUGUCAGCCCUGAGCUGGAAGCCGUUCGUGUAUGGAGGGCUGGCCUCCAUCACGGCCGAAUGCGGUACAUUUCCAAUUGAUUUAACCAAGACACGGCUCCAGAUUCAAGGCCAGACGAAUGAUGCAAAUUUUAAAGAGAUUAGGUAUCGAGGAAUGGUACACGCUUUAGUGAGGAUAGGCAAAGAAGAAGGGCUGAAAGCACUGUACUCUGGAAUUGCGCCUGCGAUGUUACGCCAGGCUUCCUAUGGCACCAUCAAGAUAGGCACUUACCAGAGCUUGAAGCGGUUAUUUGUUGAACGCCCAGAAGAUGAAACUCUACUGAUAAACGUCAUAUGUGGAAUUCUCUCUGGAGUCAUAUCCUCAGCCAUUGCUAAUCCUACCGAUGUUUUGAAAAUCCGGAUGCAGGCACAAAGCGGCACCCUUCAGGGGGGCAUGAUAGGCAACUUCCUGAACAUUUACCAGCAGGAGGGGACCAGAGGACUGUGGAAGGGAGUGUCCCUGACUGCUCAGAGGGCUGCUAUUGUUGUUGGUGUGGAGCUGCCGGUCUAUGACAUCACCAAGAAGCAUCUGAUUCUCUCGGGCCUGAUGGGAGACACUGUCUAUACCCACUUCCUCUCUAGUUUCACCUGUGGUUUGGCUGGGGCCCUGGCCUCAAACCCUGUGGACGUUGUGAGAACGCGGAUGAUGAAUCAGAGAGUUCUUCGUGAUGGCAGGUGCCCUGGUUACACAGGUAGCCUGGAUUGCUUGUUACAGACAUGGAAGAAUGAAGGGUUUUCUGCUCUGUAUAAAGGUUUUUGGCCAAAUUGGCUAAGACUUGGUCCUUGGAAUAUCAUUUUCUUUGUGACAUAUGAGCAGUUGAAGAAAUUGGAUUUGUGACAAGGCUGCAUGAGACAGCUCUUUGAAAAGGCUAUCUUCCAAAACCGUAUAGCUCCUGCGUUUCACUCUGCUUCUCACUGCUUG